AUGAAACGACAUCUCAUAGACCAAUCCAGUCUGGAAUAUAUCAUCAAUCAUGUAUUUUGUCCCCUCAGGUUGCCGCAAGGGAGUGACCAUUCCCUUGAGAAUGGCUUAGCCUUAUCUCAGGCGGUACUGGAUGCUGCUCUCGCCUUCAGCGGCCAGCUCCCGUCCGAUAAGCGGCCCCUUUGGGCGAUCAGCUUGAAAAUGCUUCAGAACCUCCAAGAUUCAAUCAGUUUUAGCACUAUGUCUACAAAGGAAGUAGAACAUCAGAUCAGCGCUAUGGACAACAAUGAUGUCCUUGUAUACAUGAUUCGCGAACAAAACGCUGCGGUGGUUAUGAGAAAACUCGAAUCCGAAACCAUAUUUGAAUCUUUCGAGAUCUCUCCCGAUGCCACCGCAGUGAUGGGCGCAAAGGGAAAGCUCAUUUGUUCGUAUCCUGGACCUGCUAUCACAGUCCCGGAUACGAACAUCGACGAUGCUACCUUUCACGCCGAGCUGGCAAAUUUUCUCGUUCACAUGGAUCAAGAUGUCCUCGAUGCGGCGGCAACGACGACAAAAGCUGGGUCCACUGUUACUGAAAAGAGAAAUACAACUCAUCCUCGAUACAUCACGGAACUCUUGACCGGUAUACUGCGUGGCCUCGGGAGCAUUGCUGAUGUUCCUCGCAUCCGCAAGCGCAUCGGAGAUGAUGUGCUAUGGGACAGCGUAAAAUUGCCGUGGAGGCGCUCGCCCCUCUGGCUUGUCAUUCGCGUUGCCUUACAGACGACUUUAGAGCGCUGUGCUCUCGGACGAACGACGUACAAAUCAUUCAUGCUAUUCUUUAUGGCAAGGUUCACGACCCUUGCCCUCAACCGUGACUUGUCGAAUGACAUCCUACACUUCAUGUCCGCAAAGAUUGCACGCCGUCUUUUCAAACUUGGAUCCUCUGCUUCUCCGGAGCUAUCGCAGAUGGUCAGUACGGCCACCAGGGACGUGAGGAGUAUCCUAGAGGGAAGAUGGGAAUCUGUUCAAGACACUCAACGGGUCUCGCCUCAUUGGGCUCCCAAGACCCUCCGAGUGCUGCAAGAUACCCAUCUUUCCUUAAACACCAGCCGAGAGUACAUACGCCAAGCUUUGCAGAAUCAGCAUUCGUCUCCGCAACCAGCCUCAUUCAACCCCAGCCACCGCACGCGCGGGACGAUCAAUGAUUUCCUUGACGAUGAUGCUAGCUUCCUCGUAGCUGCCCAUGCUGCAGAACCAUCCAUUUCCCUCACAGACUUCGAGACGGUCGUUAGAUCAGGGAUCGACGACUGGGUAGCACGUGUUUCAUUUCAGAGCAUCGAUUCCACAUGCGUCUCAAUUGAGGCGUGCGCUUCCGCGUACUCCUCGAGAGGGCUGAAGGCUUACGAGGGAAACCCGGAGAAUUUAUCCAUCAUGCUCAUUACUCUUUUCGAGCUCUGGGUAGCCAUGGACAAGAUCGUUAUCCGACAAAUCCCCCUCCUAGCAGAAUAUCCCCCCGAGAUCCCAGUGACCCUUUUGGAGCCACUGCUAACUCGCAAAUCCUCAGCCCUUGAUCGUUUAAAGCAGUUGCACGCCUACCUGAAAGCUCGCUAUCGCCAGGCUUCUAGUCAUCUGUCGGCGUUCUCGUCUACUGACGAUGACAAGUCAUUCGCAGCGCAGUAUUUUUGCCGGUCACCCAAGCUGCAGAGUUUGAAGCUUACCAUCGAGGCGGAUGCCCGUAAAGAGCGGAAGGAGAAGUUGACUGAGCUUCGCAGCCUCAACAAGAGGUACGCUUGCCUAAAGGAGGAAGCAGCAAGCUUAUCACACGAAUACGGCGUCAGCUCCCGCGGCAGGAAUUACCAUGCACGGUCCUGUUCAAAGUGUCGCCUGGAGAAUGAGAUGCGAUCUAUGACGAUUACAGUUCACGAGUGGCCUCUGCCAAAGCGUGAACAGGAGGCGAUCGUGGUCGUGUUUGAGCUGGCAUGCCCCACCGCGUUCGACAUGUGGAGAUCUAUGACGCUCCAUGUCCUCGUCGACGUUUGCACUCCAGAACAGAUUUCGCCCACUGAUCCCUUCACGACACUGCCUAGCUAUGAUGCCUUGCAACGCUACCGCCCAUGUGAUGCAGGGCAAAGGCUGACUUUGGCAUCCGAUGCCAAACCCUUCACCAAGUGCCAUUACAGCAACACUCACAUUCCCACGGUGGACGACAGGGUCUGUGUGAACAACGGACUCAAGUUUCGGUCCUUCGAUACAACCACAGAUGCAUGGGUGGCCGAUGUACUGCACCUACGCUUCAAUUCUAGCAAGCUGUGCACUUUCCUUCUUCCCAAGGGACCAUAUGAUGGUUUGCAGCAGUACCUUGCAGGAACGUCCCACACGUCCAACAAGGUCAUAGCCAAUCAGGCAGAUUGUCACAAGGACAUCACCAUCCACGAAUUCAUCGCCUUCGGGAUCUUGCGGAGUGGACCGGAAUUGCAAUGGAUUAAUGUGCUACGCGAACUCCGCGCGAGGACCGUCAAUUUUCGACGUGAAGAAGUUCAUCUAUUGCUAGCGCAGGCUGUUUCACAGGUUGGCCCACGUUCGUCCGAUGACCGCCUUGUUUGGCACAAGGAACUAAACAGCGUGCCCUUCAUUGAUGCACUACUUGGAGAGCUGGAGUGUUUGAUGGCAAGCGUCGAAGGAAAUUGGUUGGAAGGUGUCACGAUCAGCACUAUCAUCAUGCUUGUGUCUCGCGUCUUGUCCUCGACUCAGGAAGAGAGUAUCAAAAGUCGGGGAUAUUCGUUCCUCCGAAGGAUACGUACCGCAACCCUUAUGUUGCUGAGGCAGCUUUCAGCAAAAAUGCAAGCCAGCAAGGACGAGUCAGUCAGUCGGGAAUUACAAGGACGUGUUCGUGACAUGGCAGUCACAUGUCGGAGUACCUUUGACGUUGACGUUGAUGCUUCGCUGCUCCUCACGUCAAACGGCGACAUGCAGGUAUUUGCAUAUUGUGCGGUCAUGAUUUACGACAACACUCCAGGCCAACUGGGCGAUCUCCCACAACAUUCCAAGCUCAUACUAGAGCGAGACAGGAGAUGCUGUCACGCUUUAGAAGCCGCUGUGCGCCAAUAUGCAGAGCUGCACAGGGAUGGUCUUGAUCGUGCGAUUGCAGAGAUUUGGGACAGCUACAGACCAGGAACUCCUUGGAGGGCACUGCCAGCUCCGAAUUUUCGUUGGCUUUUGACGCAGACUGCGCCUUCGUGUUCUCAAUCACCACAAGAUGUGCACUUCAAUUUGGUUAGUGGGUGCUUGCUUGUCAACGGGAAGCAGCUGGGCAGGCUCCCGUCAAUGAUCGUGCAACAUCCUACCUACCAAUCGAUCUUCGGUAGUCAAAUUCUGGACAUCGUUCCAGCUGAUAUACCUGGAAUGGAGUAUGCGACACGCGGGAAGGUCUGCGACCAUCAAGUGUCUUUCGCUCUCUGCGCCUCGAACGAUCUCAUCAUCCGCGCAAAGCAUCAUGAGCAACACUCGCCUAUCCUUCAACUCAUUCCAAGCCACAGAUUUGUGGAUGACCUACCAAUGACCUUGAUCGAAGGUCACACUCAUUGGCUCAACCUGAGCACGAGCGAAAUCGAGAUUCGGCCAGUAGAAAAUGCGUGGAAGUCCUCACCUGAAAAUUGGCUCCUGCAAUUUGUUGUCUCGGGUCCCUCGACACUGCAGAAUGCUGGCAGUGCCACUCUUCUUGACAUACGCAGCCAAACGUGGGACAUGAUCUCCAAGAGGAUGCAUCCUCUAGAGGACGCCCGUUACAUCAUGGUCACAUAUAACAAAGAAUCGAGCAGCUCUUACUCAUUGAAGGUUGAUUUACCUCGCUAUGGUCUCAAAUUCUUCAUCGAUGAGGAAGGGGAACUGCAGUCCCGCAACAUGCGCAACAUGAUCGUUGAUGCCAUUCAAUCUACUGGAGCGAUGUUGGGAUUGGUCAAUCAACUCAUUUUGCGUCCGAAGUCGCAAAUCGCAGAUGAGCUUCCGCGCACCGUCAUCAUCCCAGAUGGUCGUAUCUCGUACUCUUCCGAUGGUCAUCACGUCCAGGUUAACAUCGCUCCUACAGGCACCCGGGUGACAUACUACGUGUACAGGGUUGAUAGGGAUUUAUGUUGUCUCACUGGGAAUAUGGGUCUGACGGGCAAGCUUUAUCAGGCACUCCUCCACGCCGUUACCAGCGGCUGUCUUCCUGAUCCCCUGACGGGUCGAACGGGGACAGAGGAGGCGUUGCAUCUCUUGCAUUCUGCAGUUUGCCGGUCUUUUAUGAAGCUUCGCUCUCGUGAUACAGAUCUUUUGCGCGAGAUUAAUUCGCUGUCAACCAAGCGCGUCUGGUAUCCUACUCAUCUUCGGAAGAUGCAGACAGUGUCAUGGUCGUGCCUUGAUCCCCUCGCGCAGCACCAUGGUUUUCAUUCAGCCGCGAAAUCGAUCAUGGACUACGGCAGGCAGCUUUCAUGUUUCUCAGAAGGGCCUCCAGACCUUCAUCUUACCCUUGAUCUCCCGUCACCCACUGAUCACCUCCUUGAGCGCGCAUCCAUUCGUGCCUCAGCAGUCUAUCCAGACCAGUUCUCUCUUCCACUUGCACUCGGUGACACAGAUGUCAUCUAUGCUUCGCGCGAUGUACCGGAUAAACAUGAAGAAGAAAGGGCAUUUCACACCGCCUUCAUGGUAUAUCAGUGGCCAAGCAAGCUUCCAGUGGAACGGGAUCUCCUUAGUUUGUUGAUUCAAUGGAAAGAUGUCCGGGGCAUCAGUGACUCGCUCAACUUGCAAUACUCCAAAAACUGGCUUCAACCGAAUUUUUCUAAAAUCUUCCUUUCUGCGUACGACCACUUUCGUAGCGCAACGAAGAAAGACAUGUUUCAGCUGGUUUUCACCCUAGCUUCGGUAUCAUAUACCUCCUUGAACGACCAUGCGCUCGUCCCGACACUCCUAGCCUUCGCCACAGUUCCCAAAAUUCGCAGCUUGGGUGACCCACCGGAAUUCACCUCCUAUACUUUCUCGGAUGGAUUCAUACCGUCCGAUGCGAUAUUGAACAACAUCAUCAGUUCGUGUACCAAGGAUUAUGAAAGAAGUCAGGAGAGACACCUAGGUGCAAGGCUCCGGGAAGAUGAACAGGCUUUGGGAAGGCGUCGUUAUUCAGCUUUCGAAGACAAGUGUCGCUCCGAAAAGCGACUCAUUCUCAGCAAAAUUCGGGACGCUUGGCCAUGCGAAGAUCCUUCGGCGCUCAAUAUGCUGCAAGUGACCUGCUACAAUCUCAACGAACUGUCUGCAACACUUCGCCCAGUGUUUCGCAGCUGUUGGCAAAACCGUCGUUUGAAGCAGCACCUGGAUGUCCUGCAGGAAACCCUCAAUCAGGUCUACACGCCCAAUCCUCCGUCGAAACUACCCUCACAAUAUGAUCUUGAUUCCUGCCCUGAAGACUCGAAUAUUGCUUCACCGGCCUCAUCUGUCGAUGCCCAGUACCUUUUCGAUAGAGAUCCGCCAGCGAUACAGAUGUGCGAGUCUACGCAAAUUCUACCCAAUUUUCAUCGGACAGAUUUGGUAUCUCCCGACUCCGGAGUCACAGCGAGGUUGCAACAGCUGGUCAACACCUUUCAUGACAGAGGGAGUAACAAAUUCCGCCGUAACUACGCUAAUGAUCUGGACCAGAGCAGGUCGAUUUUCUGUGAAGAAAAGCUUGUUGCCCCACCAGAUUCUUCGCCAGACACGACGGAAUCGCUGCUUGAGUAUCAUUCUCUCCAUAGCCAGAAGUUCCGAGAUUCACUCGCGACAAUCGUACAUGCACUUUCUCCUGUUUCUGCUGCCGAGCACGCAUUAUACAACGCUGGGUUGUGGCCCCGAAUUACUCCAAACUUCCUCUUCAUUCGCAUGUCAUCUAUUUCAGGAAAUUGUUUGGGGAAGGCUUGGCGUACGGCCCUCAUCCGCCUGUCACAGGUGCUUCUCCAACUGCAGCGCUCACGAAGAUUGAUGGUCAUUGCCGCAAAGAAAAACUGGAUCGAGUUCUUCAAGGAACUAGAGAAUGAAGAACGCAACGGAUUCGAUCCGGAUCUGCACCCUGACUGGCUUUUAAUACAGAUUGAAAGUCAGUUCUUGGCGCGACCUGUCCAGGUGAACGUUGCGAUGGAGAUGAUGUCGCCGAGCACAGGGGGAAAUACUUCUCUCCAGCUGAACAUGGGCGAAGGGAAAUCCUACGUCAUUGUCCCCCUCGCAGCAGCCGCUCUUUCUGAUGGCCAUAAAUUGGUUCGAGUCAUUGUGCUGAAGUCGUUGUCGGCUCAGAUGUUCCAGCUCCUGGUUGAACGACUGAGCGGCCUUGCACAGAGGCGCAUUUUCUAUAUUCCAUUCUCCAGAGCGCUCUCUAUCGACGCAUCCAAGGUGCAAAUGUAUCGUGACCUGAUGCAGGAAUGCAUGGACACCAGGGGGAUUUUGGUCGUGCAACCGGACCAUAUUCUGUCGUUCCAGCUGAUGGCUGUUGACCGUCAGCUGCCCCUUCGAACCGAAGCUGCUGAAGAGAUGCUGCAGGCUCAGCUGUGGCUCGACAAUCAUACGCGCGACAUCCUGGACGAAAGCGAUGAAAUUCUGCACGUCCGCUACCAGCUGGUGUACACCGUCGGUCUUCAACGGUCGCUUCAAGGGUAUCCCGAAAGGUGGACGACUACACAACAAGUUCUGACUCUUGUCGCGAAGCACGCUGCCCGACUCCUAAGCGAAUUUCCCUCUCACUCGGAAGUGUCCAUUCACAAGCACGCAGCGUUCCCCUUCAUUCGAGUUCUGCACCCCACAGCAGGUGAAAAAUUGGUCCAAUGGAUCUCACAGGAUGUCAUUAGUGGCGCACUUGAAAACAUCAGCUUCGACCAGGCAUCUCUCCAAAUGAAACAAGCUGUCCGCCAGUUCAUCGCAACCGAGAAUAUAUCCAACACUUGUAUCAGCUUAGUGGAGGAUCGCUAUAGACGCACCGCAGUCUGGCCCGGCCUUCUAGUCCUACGUGGACUACUGGCUUGUGGUAUCUUGGUGUACGCCCUCAAAGAACGUCGCUGGCGAGUGGACUAUGGCCUUGCGCCAAAGCGGACGAUGCUAGCCGUUCCGUUCCGCGCUAAAGACAUGCCCUCGCUGCGGGCAGAGUUUGGUCAUCCAGACGUUGCUGUCACCCUCACCUGCCUGUCAUACUACUAUGCGGGUCUCACGCUCCAGCAGCUGAUGGUAUGCUUCGAGCUUCUGCUGAAGCAAGAUAAUCCUGCCCUUGAGUACGAAUCCUGGGUGUUUGGACUUCAGUCCGUUCCAGAUCAUCUACGACGCCUUAGCGGUAUCAACACAGAAUCCGCGGAGCAGCUCCCUGACCUUCAGCAACUGUUCUCAUUCAACAAGAAAGUCGUGGAUUUCUACCUAUCUCGGGCAGUUUUUCCCAAGGAAGCCAAGGGAUUCCCCAGUAAGCUCACCUGCUCUGGGUGGGAUCUCGCUCAAGAGAAGUCGCAUCUCACAACCGGCUUUUCUGGUACGAACGACAAUCGCUAUCUGCUACCUAGCUCGAUGGUGCAGCACGACCUUGAUGAUCAACGGGGCACGAAUGCCCGAGUCCUAGCAUUUCUUCUGCGUCCAGAAAAUGAUUGCUACAGAUGCUUACCGCCCGGUCAAAAUGUGUAUGACUUCAUUGAUGCCCUAGUCGCAGAGACUCCAGAGGUCCGCGUGCUCCUGGACGUGGGUGCGCAGAUGCUAGAAUUGAAGAAUCAGGAGUUGGCUGAAGCAUGGCUUAGAGCCAAGCGUGAAGCCAAAGCGGCAGUAUUCCUCAAUGACGACGAUGAACUCGUCGUCGUCAGUCAGGAUGGGACAGUCGAGCCCCUUGUAUCGUCCCCCUUUGCCCAGCAGCUUGACCAAUGCGUGGUAUAUCUCGACGACGCCCACACUAGGGGAACAGAUGUCAAAUUGCCUUCCGGUUUCCGAGCUGCUGUCACGCUUGGCCCCAAAGUCACGAAGGACCGCCUGACGCAAGGAUGCAUGCGAAUGCGGAAGCUGGGCAAUGGGCACUCAGUUAUGUUCUUCGCUCCGACUGAAGUCGACCGGAGCAUUCGUUCGGCGACUCAGAAAGCUGAUACCGACGGCGUCGAUGUGGCAGACAUCUUGCACUGGGCGAUGCUCGAAACCUGUCUCGAUAUUGAGAUGCGUGCAUCCCACUGGCUUCAACAAGGAUCGGAGUUCAAUGCACGGCAUUCCGCAUGGGCUCAAUUCUCACGUACCCCCACUUUGAUCGACACCCUGAAGACCGCCUGGUUGCAGCCAGAGGAACGUUCGUUAGAGGAUAUGUAUGCACCAGGAAGUUCUUCACAGGUAUCCCAGGUUUGCGAUCCAGACAUGCAAAGGAAAUGCGAUGAACUCGGAAUCAUAUCGUCAUCGGCAAGAAGCAUGGAUGAGGAACAAGAAAGGGAGGUAUUUCACGAAGUAGAGAGAGAGCGUCGGGUGGAACGACCGCCCAGGGUCGAACCCGCAGCCCAUGCUUUGUGCCCAGACGUCCGUCGAUUCGUCGAGACCGGCCGAAUUCCCGCAGGGUCCUCUGCGUUCAUUCAAGUGCUAUCCAGCCUUGUCAACACCACUGCUGCAUUUCAUGAGGGCGAUCAGUGGGCACAAGAUGUUUUAGUCACCCAUGACUUCGCUCGUACAGUGAAAAUUCCCCCUGCUCAAAAGGUGGAUGAUUAUCUGCGACCCGUCAAUUGGGUUAUAUCAAGUGGCGUUGGACGCUCCCGAGUGCUGGUGGUCGUGAGCCCGUACGAAGCAAACAUACUGCUACCUGAUAUCCGCAGAAGCCAUGUAGUUCACAUGUGCAUCUAUACUCCUCGCACCACAAAAACGAUGCAGCCAUGCGACGACCUUCGACUUUACUGUGUUCCUUCAACGCCACCGUUGACACCAUCAGAACCACUGAUUUGCCAGCUCAACCUUUUUGCGGGCCAACUCUAUUUCUCCAAUUACGACAUGUAUCUCCGCACUUGCAACUUCUUAGGACUCAACGCGCCGGAUUUGGGGGACGAGGACUUGAUAGCUGAUAGCGACGGGUUCAUCAGCGAGGAGAAUCGCCCCGCUGCGAGAGCAUCGUGCUCGUUCAAGCGAUCGCAGCUUUCUGCACUGAAGGAGUUGUUCGCGAUGCGAAGGAAAGGCAUGGGGUAUCUGCCAACUCACCUCGGGAAGAUGCUCAACGGCCGCAUUUUGACUGAGGAGGAUUUUCUUUCUCGACUGAGUGCCAGGUCUCUUUAG
Suillus paluster is the source of this 9231-nucleotide messenger RNA. RefSeq lists its product as uncharacterized. The transcript is spliced from 6 exons. The record is from RefSeq and is a predicted model, not a curated record. NCBI's taxonomy places the organism in Eukaryota, Fungi, Basidiomycota, Agaricomycetes, Boletales, Suillaceae. Bases 1 to 9231 code for a protein of 3076 amino acids.